GUAAACGUUCAGCGGACAGCGAACACUGCAGUGCAGCAGCCAACCAGCUCACAGCUAGCGAGUCCGACUACUCUCAGAGAAAUAUGGAUAUAAUAACAUUAGAAACCAACCGCUGUCAGAGAGACCCCCUCCAGAUGGGCCCGUAAACAUGUCCACGGAUGACAGUAUCUCCGAGGACGUGUCCAGCUCGGGGGCUCUGAGCCACUGCCACGCCAGCGCCGACGGAGAUGGAGGAAAGGAGAGCGAGACCUCCCUGGUGUCCUCCGAGGGGACGUCAGCCUCGGGCCUGGCCGUCCUGGAGGAGAGGCACACAGUCUCCCAAACUACGGGAGGCGCCGUGGAGAGCAGGCAUGUGGACAUCACACCGGCGUGCAACAGGAUCAGGAACCUCUGUCUGAGCACAGAUGAAGCAUUUGAGCAUGGGAAGACGCUGCCGUUCAUCAACCCGAGCUCCCUGGAGACCCUGAGGGCCUUGGUGCAGGAGAUUCAGAGCAGCGGAGAAACAGACCCAGAGAUCUGGAAGGACUGUGAGGGUCGAUGGUUGCAUUUGUUUCAGCUGGUUGAAAAGCAAUACCAAGAGCAAAUACUUGCUCAGCAAGAACAAUAUCAGUGCCAAAUACAGUUGAUUCAGGAUGAGAUUAAGGCCCUGGUUCAGCUCCAGAACCGCCAGACCAGCAGCGGUCAGCCGCAGACGGAGUUCCCCUCCAUCACCAAAACGUCCCCAGAUGCUAAAGACUGCAUCUUCUCCAUCAUCUCCAGUGAACGCCCGCUUCCCAAAAACGUGCCAAGUGACAACGAGAGCCUGGGAGCCCCCAUCCUCACACCCUUCAGCACCCCGUCCCCUCCGCCUCCCGGGCUGGAGACCGCCAACCAGGGAGAGGAGCGGACCACCACGGUGCUCAGCAGCGGCUAUGGAACGCUGUGGGAGACUGGCUUCGAACCCGGGGUGACUCCUGAUGAAGACGGGGAGGACGGCGACGCCGGGCGGAAGCACAGGUGGACCAGCAUCCUCCAGGAAGACAUGCAGACGACUCUGGCAGAGUACCAGCAGGACUUCUCCAGUGAGCGGCCCAACGCCGUCAAUGAACCUAUUCCAUCUGUGUACCAGCAGAAAACGUCCAGCAGCAGCCAGCAGCUGACCUCCUGGGCCCAGAGGCAGAAACUCAGAGCCAGGAAGACAAAGGCAGGAAUCGGCACAGCACAAACCUCAGACUACCAGGAGUUACCUCACAGCAAGCAGAGUCUGCUGGAGAAACCAGAUUCUCACGACCAGCAUCGAUCGGCCGGGCUGUCAUCCAGCUCUUUCCCUCUGCGGCGCAGUGACAGCCUGAUGUCAGAGGCUUCAGGUCUGACUUACUGGCGUCUGAACGAAUGCGAUCUGUAUCGGCCCCUUCCGGACAGCUUUGACAGCGGAGCGUAUCUCCUUCUGCAAGAGGCUUCCAUGAGUCUUCAAACUCCAUCCCAGGAGCCGCGGCUGUCCCUCAGAGAAAUCUACCAGAACAAACAUAAAGACUGUAAACAAACCGACUGGGAAGGUUCUGUCACAUCCAGCCCUCUGUCACCACAGGUGCUGACGUUGGAUCCGGCAGCCGGCACGCAGCAGUCGGAUCGAACAUCUGGCUUCACUUCACCUUCUCACUUCAGCAGCCCGUCGUUUGCCCCUCCGCCACACCCCUACCCCAGACUGGGGACCUCUAUGACCCCCGACAGCAUGGCGGAGGGCAGCCCCCGUCCUGGAGACACCGACUGCGUCUCUGACGUGUCCAGCGCUUCAGCUGUUGGACAACCUCCAGCUAAGACUCAAAGUUCUCAAGGGAAUCCGUCACUGGCGGUCAGAGAAAGCAGCCAGCAGCGCAGGGCGAGUGCACCGUUAGCCAGCGAGGAAGAGGGGAGCCGCACCUACACCAGCACCCUGAAGCCCGGCGCCGCCCCUGGAGGCGGGCAACCGCCGUCAGCCAGUCCGCACAUGGACAGAGCUUCGUCCCUGGAGGACCCCGUCGUCCUGUCUCUACUGCGGCAGAACCUCAGAGAGAAACACUCGCGACACAUCGCUGAUCUGAAGGCCUACUACGAGUCUGAGAUCCAGAUCCUGCGAGACAAACUCAAACUCCGAGAUCUGCCUCAGGAUCUAGAGAAGAGCAAUCAGGCCCUGACAGAGAGGUGCAAACAUCUAGAAAAAGCUCUGGCUGAGGCAACAGGUCGCAUCCAGGAACUGGAGGCAACAAACAUGUUGCUGGAGAAACACCUGGCCGAAUGGCCGGAGCGCUACGCCGUGGCCGGAGCCGCCGUGAACUCCCUGCAGCAGCGGCUGGAAGAGAGCAAACGCUCAGCCAAAGAGAAAGACAGCCUGGCAGCUCGCUUAAAGAGCCGCGUGCGUCAGCUGGAGGAGGCGGCGCAGAAAGCCUGCAGGGAGGCAGACGACAAGGAGGCCAGGAGGGAGAGGGAGUACAAGAUGCUGCAGGAUCUACUGAAGGAAUACGACUCUCUGAUGAAGGAACACGAAGCAGCAAAGAACAACCUGGUGUCAGCAGAGAGCAAGCUAGUCGAUGCAAACGAUCAGAUAUCUGAGCUGAAGAGAGUCAUCUCAAAGCUGGAGUCCCAGGUGAUGCAGCUGGAGCACGAGAACCAGGCCCGGGUCCGCUACGCCCCCCACAGUAACGCCCAGCCUUCAGGGGCAGGUCUCUUCCACCAUCCCGACUUGCUGCUGUCACCCAGCAAAGGUAAAGUAGAGCCGGACGUCACCUGGAGGAGGUCUGACCAACCGAACGGCGGCAGAAACUCCCAGCUAACUCAGACCAGCCAAUCAAACGCUCACAAGCGAUCUCCCUACCCGAUAAACGACAUGUCGUCUGUGGACGUCUCUUCCUCUGGCGGCAGCUGGAGGUGUGCGUCUCCACCUGAGUGUGAGCAGACUCUGCCUCAGAGCAGACAGCAGGAGCAGAGCGCCGGGCGGAGAGACGGCUCCAGCCCCCUGACGCCCAUGAUGAGGGCCCUGAUCGAGCUGGAGGAGACCAGAGCCACGGAGACCCGGGCCCCCUGGGUCGGCCAUCAGAGGGCCACCGUUGGGUUUGUGGAGCGGAAACACAAAGAUCCGGUCCGGAACCGACCUGACCUGGUACUGGACGAGACGGAGGCCGCGAAACCAGGAGGAGCGGCAGCUAUGGGGGCCGACGGUGGGGCCCUGAGAAGUCGCGGUGCAACAGACAGGACUGCAGCCCUGCUGAGGGCUCAGAGGAGUCUGUCCCCCGAGGGCCACCGGUCCUCCUCACUGCCACCUGCAGCUCACAGAAACAUCCCUACUGCUACUCCAACCAAGAGGGAGACGUUACUCACGCCCCUGUCUGCCAUGUCCAGCCCUAAACGCUGCCCCACGGAGAACUACUCCACUGCUUUUGGCCACUUGAUGCCGAGAGAGGAGCACCUGCUCCAAAGCGACGGACACGCUGACAGGAGACGGCAUUCGUUCCACAGCAGCAGUCCCAGGAAGAGACUCCACUUCACAUCAGCAGAAGAGAAAGAGCGCCAGGAGCCGGAGCCCUGGGGCCGCAUGGAACCACUGGACAACAGCACCCAGCUGGGCUGGGAGCAGCAGAGGGACGGCGGCGGCCCCGAGCAGCCGGACCCCUCAGAGGACCCGGCUCUGCUGGCCCUGGACAGAACCCAGUCACUGACUGAGGCCGAAAGACUGUUUGAUGAGCUGACGCAGGAGAAACUGCAGAUUGAGGCAGCUCUGAGCAGGAUGCCUGGAGCAGGUGGCAGAGUGAGCCUGCAGACCCGAUUAGAUGAGGUGGCCUUAGAGAAUCGUCUGGAGAGACUGAACCGCGAGCUGGGCUCCAUCCGGAUGACUCUGAAGCGAUUCCAUGUCCUCCGUUCUUCUGCCCACACAUAGCGACCUCUGACCUCUGCCACAGCUCGGUGUCUCGACUCGACAAACGGCACUGAUUGUCUUCUGAAGAAUCGCCUUGCCAUGAUCUCACCUGUACAUCGAACACGCUCACCAUGUUUUUAUACGUAUGAUCGAACAUUACUCUGGGAUAUUUUUUUACGCGUCGGGAAAAUAUCGGAGCUUUUUUUGGAAUAUAUUUUUUAGUACAGCACAGAUUUGUAAAGUCAUUUACUUUUUUAGUCACGAGAAAAAAGUAAUAAUGUGAUGUUUUACCACAAUGAAGAAGAGAUUUUAAAAUUAGCUUGAGUUUAAGAUGUGAAGACACAUUCACAAGACAUUCAUGCACGAAACAUCACUGCCUUUUUUUUAUUAUUGAUAAUUGUACAAUUAUUUGACAUUACAUUCAUGGUUUUACAUAUCAGUUGUUUUUUUUCUUAAUUGUCUGUACAUUUCGCUUUGGGCCAAACUUUUUGAACUUGAAGGAAAUAUGUGUUUACUUGAAUGAAAAAACUUUAUUUUCAUUGGUUUAUUUCCUGAAUGACUUCAUUUCUGCAGCAGCAGAUCAACCAGUCAGUCAAACCAGCAUCCAACCUUUUCACUGAGUCUCCAUCUGUUUCCACUGUGUAUGGAGUCCUUGCACUGUUUCCUUUCCUCCAUGUCGAUUUCCUACAAUGACAUGUUUCCAAUGGACCUGCAAUGCUACUGCACAAUAAACUUCUUUUAUAGAAGUAGA
Messenger RNA from Poecilia latipinna (sailfin molly), 4619 nucleotides. RefSeq names its product M-phase phosphoprotein 9 (gene mphosph9). The transcript is spliced from 24 exons. Gene Ontology annotation, cellular component: centriole. The coding region runs from base 149 to 3889 and encodes 1246 amino acids. NCBI's taxonomy places the organism in Eukaryota, Metazoa, Chordata, Actinopteri, Cyprinodontiformes, Poeciliidae. The record is from RefSeq and is a predicted model, not a curated record.